Messenger RNA from Closterium sp. NIES-65, 264 nucleotides. The record is from the annotation of a GenBank genome assembly. NCBI's taxonomy places the organism in Eukaryota, Viridiplantae, Streptophyta, Zygnematophyceae, Desmidiales, Closteriaceae.
AUGGCGACCCUUCAUCUUUCCGUGCCCGUGGCUGCGGCUCUGGCAAGUAGCGGUUUGAGUCGCAGACACCUCAGAAGAAGACAAGUAGUCACCGCUCAAGCCAGCGGAGACAGCACAUUCACGAGUCCCAAGGCGGGGGCUGUAGGGGUGAAGCGGCUGCAGGAGGGAGCUGCACCCGGCACAUACUACGGUCCCAAGAGUUCUGCUUCGAGGGGACGUGCUGCCACUGCGAGAUGGAGGUUGAGGGAGGAGCAAGUGAGGUGA